ACUCGGGGUCUCCAUGCUCUGCUUCCAGUUAUUGUAGGUCACUUCAGUAGUUUGGCGGUGAAAGAUGACAGGUGACACGUUCAGCCCGCGGCAUCCAGAGAGGGACAGCUGCCCAUACCGUGCGCGCUUUCAGGACGCGUGUGGAACGAAGGGGGCUUCGGUCCGGUGGGAUACUAUAGGGGAGGCCCUGGUGGUGGUGGAGGCUGCUGCUGCUGCCACUGCCGCUUGUUUUCCCUCCUGCCGGUGACUUCCAGCUCCCGGUCCUGGGGCAGAGAUACGCUUGUAUGUGUGACAAUGGCGCUCUGUGAGCAGGCAGCCAACACGACUGGUGAACUCGGGCAGGCAGCCGAGGGUCUGAGCCUGGACGACAGGGUCCCGCCGUUUGAGGCGGCCGAGUUUGGGGACGACGUGGCACGGCAACCGGCAGGGCCGGUAGCGACCGCAGCCAUGGCCACGGCCAGGCCCUCGAUCAGGAGGGUCUCCGGCACCGACUCUAAAGGUGUGGAUAGCAGGGAGGGGCGAGGUAGUAGGGAGUGGCCCGCUCAGGGGAGCCCUCAGGCGGGUGCACCAUCACCAAGCACACCCUCUCUGGAGGUUACGGAGCAGCUGAGAGUCCGGGUUGUGAAGAGGCCUCCACAACAGCAUCAGAGGGGGGCUGUCCCAGACAGGGCUGGUUCAUCCUCUUCAGGUGGUGCCCUGCGGGCCUCCACGCUUCCAGUCUCCAGACGGGCCUUGUCAUCUUCGCCGUGUCCCGCGGCCCCUCACCGCUCCAGGGCCGAGCGCUGGCACAGAGCCCCUGGCCCCAUGGAGCAGCCGGCAGCUGGGGCUCUCUCCCUGGGUGGCCCCUCCUCCUCACUCGGCGUGAGUCGGCGGGGUCCCGCCGUCACCCACUGGAACCGCGUGGUGUCUCUCAGCAACUCCGAGCUCAGAGAGGAGGAGGAAGAGGAGGAGGAGGAAGAGGAGGAGGAAGAGGGUGAACGAGAGGAGGAAGAGGGCGAGGAAGAAGAAGAGGAGGAAGAGGAAGAGGGGGAGGAAGAAAGCGCCACACAGCAUCAGCCACACCAUCAAGAACAACAACACCAUCAGCAUCUCCAGGUCCAGCCGCAGGAGCCAGCGGGCCAAGCGUCUCCACUGCAGGGAUCCCGCGCGGCUCUUCCGGCAUUGGCCACUUCGUCUCCUUUCUCCGUUCCUCCCGCGGCGGUGGCGGAGCGUCGCCUGAGCAAGAGGGAGCGGAACCGCAUCAAGAGCCUGAGGCGGCGCCAGCGGCGACGGGAACGCUGGAGACAGAGCCAGCUGCAGGAGCAGGUGCAGAGCUCCACAGGGAACCCCUCCAGCAGCAGUGAGGAUGAGGCCACACACACCAGGGACCGUGAGGGUUAUAUCUGUGCCGUGUGUCUGGAUGUGUACUUCAGCCCGUACAUGUGCCACCCCUGCAACCACAUCUUCUGCGAGCCGUGCCUGCGCACGCUGGCCAAAAACAGCCCCACCAACACCCCCUGUCCUCUCUGCAGGACCAUCAUAUCCCACGUCUUCUUCCAGAAGGAACUAAACCAAACAGCCCGGACCUUCUUCCCAAAGGAGUACUUAUUACGGAAGCAGACCUUCCAGAAGGCCACCUGUGCCAAGUGGCCUCUCCCCAGCUGCAGGAAAAUCUUCAGGAUUUUGGGCGGGUUCCAGAGACAGGCCAGCCCAAUUGGCAGGCGUCAGUUUCCUCAUGGCGGCUACCGUCUCGAUGCGCUGGACUUUGAGGAUGAUUCACGCGGCUGGCGUUUCGACAUGGACAUGGUCAUCAUCUACAUCUACUCUGUCAACUGGGUCAUCGGCUUCAUCGUCUUCUGCUUCCUCUGCUACUUCUUCUUUCCAUCCUCCUAAAGCCGGGCACACACUGUGCAUUUUUUUUUUUGGGCCAUUUCAAAUAUCGGCAAAAUUAGCAAGUACAUUUAGGAUGCUAAAAACUGCCAUUGACAUAACUUUGAAAAUGCAUCUGUUUAGGCUACAUUAACUUGAUUCUGAGUAAAAUGUCUUUGCACAUGUAUAAAACAAACCCAUAUUUGUUUGAUUAUAACAAACUAAUCUUUUAUUGACUUAAGGA
Alosa sapidissima (American shad) is the source of this 2092-nucleotide messenger RNA. RefSeq names its product ring finger protein 180a (gene rnf180a). The coding region runs from base 295 to 1872 and encodes 525 amino acids. Gene Ontology annotation, cellular component: endoplasmic reticulum membrane. The transcript is spliced from 5 exons. The record is from RefSeq and is a predicted model, not a curated record. Gene Ontology annotation, molecular function: ubiquitin conjugating enzyme binding; ubiquitin protein ligase activity. NCBI's taxonomy places the organism in Eukaryota, Metazoa, Chordata, Actinopteri, Clupeiformes, Clupeidae. Gene Ontology annotation, biological process: serotonin metabolic process; positive regulation of proteasomal ubiquitin-dependent protein catabolic process; protein polyubiquitination.